AUGAAAAAACCUGUUCCCGUAUGCGAAUCGAGAUUGGUGAGGAACUAUUCGAUAAUUAAACUACCUGUGGAGAACAUCAACGCUGUUGAUUGGAAGCCUAUCACUGACAAAAUUGUUAAUCUGCCAUGCAUUAGCGUUGGUUAUGGAGAAAAUGAUAGAGGAAUGGACUCAUUUCUUCGUAUUUUGCGUCAUUUAAAAUUACAAGAAGGUGGAUCAUAUAUUGUAGCACCGCUACAAUCAAAACAUCAUCUAGGCCGUAUUUGUGACGGUGAUUCUGGCGGCCCACUCGUGUGUACUCGCAAUGGAACAGAUAACCGACUUUUUGGAAUCAAUGAUUUUUCGUUACCAAAUCCUUUCACUGUACAGUUGGAACCGAAAGCAGCCAACUUAUUCGACUUCGCACUUGAUAUUCGACAAUCUUUACCACAAAUCCGUGAAAUGCUCGUUACUUUGGGAAAGCUCGAAGAAGUAAUCGAGGAUACUUUAAAAUGUGAUCACUGGCAACUUUCUAAACAAUCAAUGGCAAAUCUCUCUUAG
Molecule: messenger RNA, 537 nt
Organism: Dracunculus medinensis (Guinea worm)
Lineage: Eukaryota; Metazoa; Nematoda; Chromadorea; Rhabditida; Dracunculidae
Source: the annotation of a GenBank genome assembly